This is a messenger RNA of Toxotes jaculatrix (banded archerfish), 525 nucleotides long. RefSeq names its product gamma-crystallin M2-like. Gene Ontology annotation, biological process: visual perception; lens development in camera-type eye. Gene Ontology annotation, molecular function: structural constituent of eye lens. Lineage: Eukaryota; Metazoa; Chordata; Actinopteri; Toxotidae. The transcript has 3 exons. The record is from RefSeq and is a predicted model, not a curated record. The coding region runs from base 1 to 525 and encodes 174 amino acids.
AUGGGUAAGAUUAUCUUCUACGAGGACAGGAACUUUCAGGGUCGCUCCUAUGAGUGCAGCAGCGAAUGCUCUGACCUGCAUUCCCACUUCAGCCGCUGCAACUCCAUCAGAGUGGACAGCGGUGACUGGAUGGUCUAUGAGAGACCCAACUACAUGGGCUACCAGUACUUCCUGAGGAAGGGGGACUAUCCAGACUACCAGCGCUGGAUGGGAUUCAAUGACUGUGUGCGAUCCUGCCGCAUGAUCCCUAUGGUAAGCCUCAGCUCUCACAAAAUGAUGAUCUAUGAGCGCCCGGAGUUCGGAGGCCAGAUGAUGGAGCUGACCGAUGACUGCCCCUCCCUGUACGAACGCUUCCAUUUCAACGACAUCUACUCAUGUAACGUGAUGGACGGCUACUGGAUCUUCUACGAACAUCCCCACUACAGGGGACGCCAGUACCUGAUGCGCCCAGGUGAAUACAGGAGGUUUAAUGAGUGGGGAAGCAUGAGUCCCAGGGUGGGAUCCAUCAGACGUAUCACUAUCUGA